Salvia hispanica is the source of this 1172-nucleotide messenger RNA. Its product is annotated as Surfeit locus protein 6. Lineage: Eukaryota; Viridiplantae; Streptophyta; Magnoliopsida; Lamiales; Lamiaceae. Gene Ontology annotation, biological process: ribosomal small subunit biogenesis; ribosomal large subunit biogenesis. Gene Ontology annotation, molecular function: DNA binding; RNA binding. Gene Ontology annotation, cellular component: nucleolus. The record is from RefSeq and is a predicted model, not a curated record.
UCCAAACCCUAAUUUCAUCAUCACCACCGCAAUUCGAUCCAGUCUACUCAAAACCCAAAUUCCAACACCACCGGAUGAAGAAGAAGAAGCAAAUUCCCGCCGGCGGGCUCGACAGCGACCUCGCCUCGACGAUUCAUUCUCAGAGUGAGUUCUUCGAUCAUUUAAUCGAGCUUAUUCCGUCCAGAUUCUACAUAUCCGCCGACGACGAUUCGAAGCCAUGGUACCAGGGGCUAUCCAAGGCGGCGAAGGCCUCGCUGAGGCUCAAGACGAAGGAGAAUCUCAAGCUCGCGCGGCGCAACCGCUUUGACCCCGACGCGGAGCCCUCCUCAGCCGUUAAACACCUCCAGCAGCGGGAGGACGGCGAUUCUCCGUCUAAGGAGAUCGAUUUGGGAGAUAGCGAGAAGAAAUCGGUUACUUAUGAAGAGCUGAGAGAAAAGCUGCGGCGGAAAAUCGAAGCGCUGAAAGGAAACCGCGGAGAGAAGAGAUUCGAUGAGAGGAAGAUGAGGAACGAGUGGAAUAAGAGGAGCAGAGACGGGGAGGGGAGAGAAAAUGUUGGUGCGGAUAAUGAUGAUGAUGGUGAUGAUGAUGGAGAGGAGAUUAUUGAGUAUGGGAAGGUGAAAUUGGGGGAUGAAGGCGAGGGAAGGAAUUCGAACAAGAAGAGGAAGUUAUCGAAGGCGCAGGAGCUGGAGAGGGCGAAGAAGAAGAAGGAGGUGAUGAGGGAGAAUCCGAGCCUUGCGGAGAAGGAGACGUGGAAGGCUGCGGUGAGCAGGGCGAUGGGGGUGAAGGUGCACGAUGAUGCCAAGCUAAUCAAGGGGAGCAUGAAGAGGGAGAAGAAGAGGAAGGAGAAGAAUGCGGAGAAGUGGAAGGAGAGGGUGGGGACUGUGGAGAAGAUGAAGGGGGAGAGGCAGAAGAAGAGGAGAGACAAUAUUGUGGGGAGGAUCAAUGAUAAGAAGGCGAGGAAGAUUGCCAAGAGGGAGAAGAAGUUGAUGAGACCCGGCUUCGAGGGCAGGAAGGAGGGAUUCAUUACUAAGGAGUGAGAUUUGUUGACUGUUUUUUAUCUUUGGAACUCUGUCUUUUGAUUUGAAGUAUCCAUAGUGUUGGUUUUGAGUUUUGCAUCCAUGGCUAUGAUAUUUCACAUUUUAAUAUGAAUGCAUCGAUUGGUUGAGAAUCGA